Paramuricea clavata is the source of this 192-nucleotide messenger RNA. The record is from the annotation of a GenBank genome assembly. Lineage: Eukaryota; Metazoa; Cnidaria; Anthozoa; Malacalcyonacea; Plexauridae.
AUGCAAGAAAAUAACGAGGAAAGCGAGGUUUCUUUGAGUGCUGAUGAGGGCAACGUUGGCGACAUUCCAGCUGGAAUUUCAGUGUCCUACAAGAAGCUUCAGCCUCGUGUGCGGCAGAAUUCCAGUGAGAAAGGAACCCCUAAACCUUCAACAGAAAGUUCUGAAGGGCAUUUAUGGAUUCAGGCUUUGUGA